AUGCGUUCUCAUUCAUGUUUGAUUGUUGUAUCGGAGAAAAUAUUAGUGCAAGGUCUCUACACGCAGUUCAUUUGUAAAGUUAGUCAACUGGGAGACUUUCCCAAUAUCGAUGUGGUUUUGACAGUUGAGAUAGCAAGUGCGCAUAAGGUAAACAUUGUACUACAACACUUGUAUGAAGCUACGAGAAACUCAUAUGGGCUAGACGUAGAUAUACAAGUAGGGUUUGCUAAGUGGGUGUUCAAAGAUCCACAUAAACAAUGGUCCCAAAUUUACAUUGCUGACGGCGACAACAUCCCUCAUCAACUGCAAUUGAACAAUAUCUCUAAUGUCGAACCAGUUCACAUCUGUUUUAACCCCAGCGACACUAGCACAACUGAAUAUACUAAUGAGUCAUCUGCAAACGACUUCAAUGCUGAGCAGUUCAGAGUCGUUGCAGUUGGAGGGACUUUUGACCAUCUUCACGAUGGUCACAAGAUUUUGCUAGGCAUUAGUGCCUUUCUGUCAAGAGAUGAACUAAUUGUAGGAGUUACAGGGGAAGCAAUGCUGAAGAAUAAAAAAUACAAAGAUUAUCUGGAAUCUUUCAUAGAACGCAAGGAGAAAAUUCUUAGGUUUUUGGAUUUUGCAUAUCCCGGUCUUCCAGUGGCUAUACAUGAAAUCAAUGAUGUUUGUGGGCCAACAGCUACGGUAAGAGAAAUUGAGGGACUCGUCGUUAGUGAAGAAACAAGCUCCGGAGGAGAAUAUGUCAAUAAGGUUCGUCGAGAGAAGAACCUCCCCGCGUUAGAGGUCUUUGUUGUGAACGUUCUUGGUGGUUCGGAUAAGACGAGCUUUAGUGACAAAUUGAGUAGCACUGAGUUGCGCAGGCGGGACUACGAGAAGGCUACUGCCCAAAUUUGA
Messenger RNA from Komagataella phaffii GS115, 894 nucleotides. RefSeq names its product Putative pantetheine-phosphate adenylyltransferase (PPAT). Bases 1 to 894 code for a protein of 297 amino acids. The transcript has a single exon. The record is from RefSeq and is a predicted model, not a curated record. Lineage: Eukaryota; Fungi; Ascomycota; Pichiomycetes; Pichiales; Pichiaceae. Gene Ontology annotation, biological process: coenzyme A biosynthetic process. Gene Ontology annotation, molecular function: dephospho-CoA kinase activity.